ACUCGUGACGACGUGCCGGCAAGUUGUCACCAACACAUUGAGGAAAAAUUUAUGGUUAGAACCGUAUUUCAAAAACAGAAUUAUGGCUUAUUUAUUGUCUGGAAGAGUUGCACUUGUGACAGGUGGUGGCAGUGGUAUUGGGAAAGAAGUUUGUAAACUUUUGGCUGAAAGAGGAGCAUACAUUGCUGCCACUGACAUCAACAAGAAUGCCAUCCAGGACACCAUUUCAAAUCUUCAGGGCAACAGUGGGAAAGCUUCCCACUUAGCCAUGGAGUGUGAUGUUAGCAGUGGUGACAGUGUACGCUCUUGCUUCAGUGAAGCUACAAAACAUUUCAAGCAGCCACCAACACUUCUGGCUAACUGUGCUGGCAUCACCAUGGACACUUACCUUGCGAAGAUGACUGAAGAACAGUUUGAUAAAGUCAUUCAAGUCAACUUGAAAGGCACAUUCUUGACGAACCAAGCAUUUGCUCACUGCCUGGCAGCAUCUGCAAAACAGGGCGGAGAUGCCGCACCCGGUGCAAUUGUGAACGUUAGUUCUAUCUCAGCCCACAGAGGAAACAUGGGACAAACCAACUACUCUGCCAGCAAGGCUGGAGUUGAAGGCUUCACCAGAUCAGCAGCAAAGGAGCUUGCCAAGUUUGGCAUUCGUGUGAAUUGUGUAUACCCUGGCCUCAUUGAAACUCCCAUGACUGACACCGUACCAGAACACCUCAAGGAGAUGGUUAAAUAUGCAAUAGCAUUGAAGCGUGCCGGACAGCCUCAAGAGGUUGCUGAGGUCAUUGCCUUCCUGCUCUCUGACGCGGCCAGUUACGUGACUGGUGCAUGUGUCGAAGUUACCGGAGGGCUAUAAUUCACUGAUGAUUUAUAGCCCCAUCUUCAUCUUCUACAUUCAAUACUGAGUCAUUUAUACAUUUAAUUAUUCAAAAAGAAACCAGCGUGUUUUAGCCAAGUAACUACUACUCAAACCUGACAAGUGUGUCCAGCUAGUGUCACCGUCUACGUAGUAUAUUAGGUGCCUUACUUCUACGAUGCUCACGAAGCUCCGUUUCAAAGUUCUCUAUCAUGUGAUGGCGCAAUAUUUCAAAUAUUCUCAUUAGUUUUAUAUUUCAGCCUUGUGCCAACUGUGAAUUUGAAUGACAUUAGUUAGAAAGAAAAGUUAAACUCUUUUUAGUUCGGGUUGUAUGGAGCGUUGAAAGUUGCUCGAAAGCUUUACUCGAGUUUUCAAUUGCUUAGGCACUGCACAAAAAGAAUGUUCAAUGUUGAUAGAUUGUGGAUGUAUGGGUUGUUAAUAAAUCUUGUUGCUGGAACCUUUGUGCCUCUUUAUUAGAUCUUGCAUUGGUUCAACUUCCGAAAAUUUCUUAAACUACUUAUUUGUUGGGAAUAUUUACCAAUCUGCCAAGUAAUUCCAUUCUAUGGUCUGGUAGAAAAUCAAUGUAAGGUACAAUUUUUUCUGCUGAUGACUUUUUCAUGAAUCGCCAUACCUUUAUUUAAUAUUAUGAGAUUUUGUUUUAAUAAUAAUCUGUUCGAUGUUGGAGAGAUAUUUAUUUGUAAGUGGGAUCUUUAUAUUGUUUCUUUGGACUAACCUCUAUAUUUCAGCAAAUUUUAUAGACGAAGCAUUGAACUUUUUAACCUGGUGUGGCUGCGUUACUGCAUAACCUAGUUGAGAGUGACCUUCAGCCGCAUAGUGUAGUUCAAUGAUCUGCUCAUGGCGAAUAAAUAAUUGACUUGAA
Molecule: messenger RNA, 1733 nt
Organism: Hyalella azteca
Lineage: Eukaryota; Metazoa; Arthropoda; Malacostraca; Amphipoda; Hyalellidae
Product: estradiol 17-beta-dehydrogenase 8
Exons: 6
Coding region: 83-853 (256 amino acids)
Molecular function (GO): oxidoreductase activity, acting on the CH-OH group of donors, NAD or NADP as acceptor
Source: RefSeq, a predicted model, not a curated record